AUGUCCUCGAGAGCAAGCGGUCCGGAGAAGCUUGAACUGUUUAUGAUACCGCCGGCUCUGGUCACUGGGCCCAAGCUGUCCAAGCUAGUCAAGUGUUCGCCAACGAGUUAUGGCCUAUUUCGGCAGCACUACCUGCCCUCCAUGCAAUGCUUAACCUCCACAACUGAACCAGAGACCAAUUGUAUGAGGCCAUCCGUCGUUGGGCUGAAGAGUUAA
This is a messenger RNA of Protopolystoma xenopodis, 216 nucleotides long. NCBI's taxonomy places the organism in Eukaryota, Metazoa, Platyhelminthes, Monogenea, Polystomatidea, Polystomatidae. The record is from the annotation of a GenBank genome assembly.